Molecule: messenger RNA, 1302 nt
Organism: Lachancea meyersii CBS 8951
Lineage: Eukaryota; Fungi; Ascomycota; Saccharomycetes; Saccharomycetales; Saccharomycetaceae
Source: the annotation of a GenBank genome assembly
AUGGAGAGCAAAUUACUGCCGAGAUCGAGGAUUCCGUCGCUUUAUUCAGACUUUCGAAACCUAAAGGAUCUGAAUCCGGAAGGUUACGAAGCUAACAUCAGAAGCUGGAAACAAGUUCUGCUGAAGGAGCUGUUAGAUCAAGAAAUAAUACUACAAACUGGCCCUGAGCUGCUGGAAAAACUAGGCGAUUCACAAGUGGGAGUUCCAAAAAGUCUCGAUGUUGUGUUGGAUUCAAUGAUAGCGGAGGGCACGUUGGUGCCUGUUGAACAGUUCAAAGCCGGUCCAAAAAAUAAUGUUCUCUCAUCCGUUUUGAGCUGGACUUUCAAUAGCUUACCAUUCUUUGGCCGUCAUUCGACAACCCGGAAUUCACGAAUCAAAAAUCAGUCAUAUCUUCGAUCGGCACAGUACAUAGUAGUGCCAACCGUUGAGCGGAAAUACCCUCUGUUGCAGCAAGCAGUCUCGGAAAACAUCUGCCGAAAAGCUGUCAGAUACUCCGACCUGGUCUUUUCUAAACACUCUUUCUGUGAAAUAGCUGGUUUCAAAACCCAUUUGAAGGACUGGGCUGCAUUUGAGGUCAUGAUGGCCUACAUGGAAUAUUACCGAGAAACUAUUGUUACAGACUCCGGUACCGUCAAGGUUCGUGGACUCGAGGUUAAUGCCAUCAUCUCAAAAUUUGGAUCCUCAACCAUAAAUUUGGACGACAGCAAAAUUGCAUCUGUAAAAGAUGCUCAGCUGCGUUUAAAAAAGCAGAUUACCCAUUUAGAGAGCAGAAUAGAAGAUUCCAAGCGACUUCUCGUCGAAGGUUUUCAGCAGAAAAAACCCAGAGAACUGCAGAAAAUGCGCCUUAGAACUCAAAAGAUUCUAGAAAAGAAUCUCACUUUAGCAUGCCAAAACCUGCAAAAUGUCGAGCAGCUCUUGCUAGACAUUGAAGCAGCAAUCGAUAGAGUGCAUUUGAAAGAUUUAUUCGAAAAUUCAAGAGAUGUCUUGACAAACGCUUCCUCGCAAUUGGGAGACUUGGACGAAAUUGAGAAACUAGUAGACGAUAUCAAUACUGAGAGGUUGAAAGGUGAAAAUGUCGACAAGCUAUUUGAGGCUGAAUUGUAUUCCCAAUCUGAUGAUGAAAUAGAAAAUGAGCUUCAGAGGAUGGAUGCUGAGAUGAAAUUGAAAGACCUGGUUUUAAAAAGGCUCUCGGAACUGGAAAUUGCCCAGGAUGCUGAGCCGCAGAAAUCUUUAGACGACGAGCAGGUAUCGUCACCAGAUCAAUCACAAUCACUCCGAGAAAAACAACCUAUUUCACUGUGA